UGGGAUAUGAGAGUCCUCCGGCGGCGCGUUGCCGCCAUGUCUCCUAGAGAAAAACAUUUAUUGCUUCUCUCUGCUCUAGGCCUAGUUAUUCUCGCUUUUUAUUAUAUUCCCACUUUUCUUUAUGUGACCUUAAUUCUUGCAGUUUGUUGUAUUGUCUGUUAUUAUCAUAGCGGAGAACCGCUUCCCGCCAGGUUAGGCCCGAAUCCUCGGGGUGGGCUAAACGUUCCGGCCGUACUGCGGCGCUGGCUGUGGGGCUGGGAGGCGACCGGCGUCUCGGUACCCGCACGGGGGAGAGCGAAGAGCAGCGGCAACAACAGAGCCGAGCUCCGGGAAUCAGAGGGACACUUAAGUCAAAGACUCGCUGAAAGCGGAGUUUAUCGAAAGGAAUCCUUAUCAAGCGAGUCUUUUCUUUUUAGCCCCCGGGAUUUUCUCAUGGGGAGUUACAUCGGGAAACCGGAGAGCCCAACCGCCGACUCGGGGAGGCGGAGAGCUGUGAGAAAUCCCCGAGAGCAGCUCCGGGAAAAGCUGGCCAGACCCAACCACGCCGUCUAUACUCCAAACAGAAGGCUUUCAUUUGCUGGGGAGACACCGGGAGCAGCGAGCAGGUUCACCAUCACACCCCAGCGCCACUACCCCCUGCAGCAGCCGGGUGUCUCGUCAGUGGGAAUCCUUCCUCCCGUCAAAUGGGACGGUUUCAGAAAGAAAAACAUCCUCAGCCCUCGCAAUUCCCCGGCUGCCCUCAGCCCUGUCACAGUGAAGAUCGCCAGGCCUGACCACAGCUCCCCCAGCAUGGACCAUUUGAGUUAUGCCGUUCUCCCCAGAGCGCCUGCCGAUCCGUGCUCCAGAGAGAGUGUCCUCAAGGUGCUGAAGGAAAGCCGCAAGAGAGAAGUGGACGACGAGGACAGGAGCUUUACAACUGAGCAGAAAAGCAAAAGAAGACGUAAUGACAGCGGUGGAAGUGCACACUCUGCUUUUGAACCCCUUUUGCCCAAUGGCACGCCGUCACAGCUGGUUCCUAAGCCAGGAAGUCUGAAAAGAGGGAUGACCUCACUGACUGAGGAGUCCAUUAUGAAGAGGUCUCGGACAUCCUCAAUCAGCUCUGGCAGUGGAGCUCAUGCUCCAAGAGGAACCCCGGGCACCAGGAGAAAUGCCAUCCAGAGUUCCUACAGCUCUUCAUUGGGUCUCAACCAGUGGAAGAAGCCGUCAGCACCCAGCUCCCCUCUGUCCAGCCCUGGAUCAUCUCGCUGUCAGACUCCAGAGGGCAUCUCAAAAAGACCCAGAGAGGACGACACGCAGUCUCCCAGCUCAGCAUCCUCUGCAAAGUCAGAUCACACGUCUAUGGACAACACACUCGUCUCUUUCAAACUGGCUCCAUUGCCCAAGGUCCAACUCAAUACUUCGUCAGACUCUGGUGGUAGUGGGAAAAGAAAAAGGAAGAUUCAACUGGUGUCCAGCAACCGGGAUGAUCACAUUUCUCUGCCCCCACCUCCUGAACUGGGUUAUACAGUUACUGUUAAAGAUCUAGAUGAGGAGAAAAAGGCUGGUAUAAGUAAGAUACAGAAGGUCCUGGAGACACCUGCUCCAGAGCCUGAGAAGACUGUCUCCCCCUCAGCCACCACUUCCACCCUGCCUGCCCCCUCUGCUGGCUCUACUGCUACUGCUACAACUUCCACCACAACCUUGAGCAGCCUUCUGGCAGCUCCCUUGCCCACAUCUAGCUCUGCCACCCCAGUCAUUAACCUGGAUCCCAAUCCAGUGAGCAGUGCCGGUACAGUGCCUGCAGCCCCCAACCCACUGCUGGAGGCUUUGAAGAAAGCUAGUGCUCCUUCUCCCACAUCCGCUACCAGUGCAAGUUCAGUGUCUGUAUCAACCACACCCGCACAACCCAGUGUUUCAAUCCUAAAGGCAUCAACAACAGUGGCUUCCCCACAAAUCCCUGCAGUCUCCCAGUCCUCCUCUGCGUCUGUGCAGCAGUCCUCCGCCUUUGCUCAGGUCCUACUGGGUCAGGUCUCCCAGGCUGCCAGCAGCACCCCACCUAUGGCAAGCCUAUUUGGGGUGGCUAGUCAGGUCAGCGCCUCCUCUGCUUCCUCAACAUCUAACUCAACUGCUGUUACUGCAGCCCCAGCCAGCAGCUCUGCAUCAGUCAGUAACACCAACCCACUAAUGGCUUCAGGCUUUAAGCCCAUCUUUGCUGUAACCGCCACCACCACUUCAGCUACAUCAGCUUCAGAAAGCAAACCACCUGUCCAGAAUUUCAAACCCAUCUUUGGAGAUGCCACUGCGGCUACUGGCUUUGGACAGCCUCCAUCCCUUGCAAGUGCAAAGGCAGCCUCUACAAUUUCAAGCACAACCAGUACAGCCUCAGUAUUUGGUGGAUCAACAAGCAGCAACACAGCUGGCCCAUCUCUGUUUUCUGGCUCAACCACCACAGCUGGCACAUCCACAGGCUCCCUUCCCACUUCACAGCCUGCUCCACAGCCAGCUAUGAAAUCCCUAUUUGGAAACUGGAACACAACAUCUACAACAAGUACCACCAACUCAGCUUUGAAUCAGGCUCAGAAUGCUGUCGGCACAAUUCAGUUUGGAACUGCUACCACUACUACAGCAGCAGCCACGGCCCCAGCUCCAGGACCUGCUACUGCUUCAACCACAACCUCCAGCCAGGGUACCUUUGCAUUUGGUGCCACACAGCCAGAUGCUCAGGCUGCCAGCCAGAAAGUAUUUACAUUUGGCCAGACAGCACCCAAUCAGAACACAACCACUGCUUCAUUUGGAGGCUUUGCCAUGGGCAACACAGUUUCCACUGCUGCUCCUGCUACCACACAGUCAACCUGCAACUUUGGAAAGUCAUCUUUUGAAGCCCCAGCAGCUCAGACAACCUUUGGCUCCACAGCAGCAGCGCCAAAGCCAUUCACUUUUGGAGGCAGCGGCGCGUCAUCCACACCUGCUUCUAACCCUGCCCCAGCUCCUUUCAACUUUGGGGCAACUCCUACCACCACAGCAGCCACUUUUGGUACCCCAGCUAAACCAGCAUUUGGAGCCAGCACUGCUGGUUUUGCUUUCGGUGGCACUGCCGCUCCCUCAGCUGCACCCUCAGCUCCACCAAGUUUCGGUGCAGCAACCCAGGCUCAGAGCUCCUCCACACCCACCUUCGGAUUUGGCAGUGCAGCUCCUCAGCCGGCUCCCUCUGGACCAGCUCAGCCAGCAUCCGGUGGAUUUAACUUUGGCUCUGGAAUGCCGUGCCCUCAGUUUGGAACACCAGUUUCCAAUAAUCCUGCACCACAGAUGGGAAGCUUCAACUUUGGGGCUGCUGCUACAGACAAACCAGCUUUUGGAACGUCAACACCAUCUUUUGGCCAGAGUGCUGCUGGAGGUCCAAUUCCCUUUGGAAGUCCUGGAACUCCACUCCAAGGCUUCAAUGCUGUUCAGUUUGGAUCUCCAGCAACUCCUUCCUUCUCAAUCGGAGCUGGAUCGAAAACAUCCGGAGCACGGCAGAGGCUGCAGGCGAGGCGACAACACAACAGGAAGAAGUAGCCUGCCACGUCGUUCCAACAACGCAUUCGGAAGGACUCCAGCUGUUGCUGCUAUGGCUAACCUGGCUAACAUUGCUCUGUUCUAAGCCCAACAUCCCACCCCAUCAGGCUACCACCAUGCCCUCUGCUUCCUCCCUCUCCUCCUCCAGUGGGUUGUGCUGGCCCGAAGUUUGCAGACGAGUUAGAUAGAGCACAUUAGCCUACUGAGUCCAUGACCCAGUGAGGGAAUGCAGCAGUAAGGAGAGAGAAACCACAAUUAUGUACUAUACUUGAAAGAGAAAAGACUAUUUGAUAGAUGCUGAACAUAAGCAUAUCCAAAGUUCUUUUUCCUUUUACCAUACACGGACACUCCCAUUGGUUCGUCUUAAGGAGAAAGUUGAGUCGAGCUAAAGGUGGAGCUGCGGCUCAGACAUUUAUUUUUUUACGUGAAACGCUCGCUGGUUUGUAUGUUACCUGGAUAUUUGAAUACAUUCUCUGACUGAGUCUGAAUGGGAUGAAAUGCACAGUCAAUUCAGAUAAGGUACACAACACUGCAGUGUAAAUGUAAAGUUUGCAUUUAAAUUAUUUUUUUAAUUGGCUCUCUGACCCUGUAAAUGAAUAAUGUGUUUCUGCACUUAAAAGGGUGACUUAGUAAAUGUCUUAACGUAGUUUGUGCAGACCCUUGUGUUCUUGUUUCGUACUCUUUGUCAUUGCAAGCAUUCCCAGAGUCCUCCUGUGGAUGGCCUUUUUUGAUAGUGAUUGCCAACUGAUUGAAUUAGCAGGUCAGUAUGUGAGUAGGAUGAGUACUCGACUAGCGCUGACAAACCAAAGCCAACUCUUCAGCUUGUUCCCUGUGAAAAGAAUCUUGAGACGAGAGUGUGCUUGUGUGUGUGUUUGUUGUGCCAGACUACCUCUCUUUGCGCCCAGGCACUGAAUCCUUGUUAAUUCACUGAAACGUAACAAAUCUGCUAGAAUCAGUUACAUUUUACCUUCAGCCUACCUGCUGUUAAUGCACAUGUAACUGUGAUAAAUGGUGAGUUUUUAAAUAUCUGCACAGCAACACAUCCCCACUUCAGAAAUGUCACUGCUACCUUAUGUCAGAUUUACUAAAAUUACAGUCUGUUCUAUUGGAUCUCUCACAGCGAUACAGGGAUUUUUUUUGUUUCGUUUUUGUUUUUAUUAUUAUUUUUGUUUUUGAGCAUGCAGCAAACAUGGACAGUAAAGCAGUUGAUGUCAGCUGUUUUAUUCAAAUGAUCUGUUCUCAGUAAUAAUCACCUCUUAUUGUGAAAAGUGAGCCGUUACCAGUUGGGUUUUGUGUUUGUUUUUUUGGGGGGGGGUGUCUGUCUUUGUUUCUUCUUUUUUCUUCUUUUUUUUUUUUAAAUUUUUUUUAUUUGGAUGGUCAAAUUUGAAUAAAUAAAAAUGUGAGUUGUGGAUGUUCCACAUUAAACCUUUAAAGAUCGCCAAAUUUUCUUCCCAAGAUGUGGAGGCUAUACUUCAUACUGUGUAUUAGCAGUAUGCUGUUUUUGUAGUGGAUAUACAAGUAUUGCUUAGUAAUGUUGCAGGAAGUUAAAGAGGACCUGUUAUGAUUGUUCUUAUUUUCUGUCAUGUAUAUACUGUUACAAUAGUGGAUCCUCGUAUUAAACUUGGCCAGAGUUUUGA
Maylandia zebra (zebra mbuna) is the source of this 5171-nucleotide messenger RNA. RefSeq names its product POM121 transmembrane nucleoporin (gene pom121). Gene Ontology annotation, cellular component: nuclear pore. Gene Ontology annotation, molecular function: structural constituent of nuclear pore. Gene Ontology annotation, biological process: RNA export from nucleus; protein import into nucleus. The record is from RefSeq and is a predicted model, not a curated record. NCBI's taxonomy places the organism in Eukaryota, Metazoa, Chordata, Actinopteri, Cichliformes, Cichlidae.